Messenger RNA from Racocetra fulgida, 199 nucleotides. Lineage: Eukaryota; Fungi; Glomeromycota; Glomeromycetes; Diversisporales; Gigasporaceae. The record is from the annotation of a GenBank genome assembly.
GCCUAGCGAAUCAUUAGAAAUUAAUCCAAAUGACCUGUUCAAUUUUCAUUUUUUGAACAAAAUCCGUGGCAAUUACAUUAAAAUAGAAGUCUCAUGUAUAGAAAGAUUAUGCUUAGACUGUAAUUCAGAGUUUACAGCUAAACAACAUAUGAGAAAUGAAGCCAAAGGAUGGUUAUUUCACGAUGAUAAAAAAUUAAAG